AUGUCCCGUGUCUAUGAAUGUACCACCAUCGCUGAGUCUCUGACCAGCGUUUGGUAUUCUUCUGCAUUCCUUAAUCGGUUGCCGGAGGAUGGACACCGGGUCGAAACGUUAGCCCUCAUUCGAGAUUCGAAGAGACGAAGUAAAAGUUAUAGAGGUAUACACACGGCACGGCGCUCGUAUACAGAAAUUUUGCGUGAGAUCAUUGAGCAGCAGACAGAACUGUUGCAAGAAGCCUACAAGCGACAAUAUCGAAGUAAUCGAAAACAGACCAAAGCAGUUGAAGAACAGUCAGUAGACAGUAUCAGUCCAGUUGGUCUAGCGAAAGACAAUAGUUUCAUCCGGAUUGGGAAGGCCAGAGCAAAUUUUGUGAACCUGUAUCACCUGUGGCCUCCGUGCCAUCUGAACGUGACUAUCGUCCGCGCUUGGGUCGGUCUGGUGAACGACAAGAAAUACCAGUUACGCCAACGCAAGACUCCUUUUAUGAACGCCGUUCAGACCGUUUUUCACUUAAUGCCGAACAACCUAAAAGCACACCCAGAUCCCCUGGCACAAGCAGUUGGCGCAAAAGGCAUCGGCAUCAUAAGAAACACAGACAUCGGAGUCCAUCAUAGCUCUUCAGUUCCGCUUGGGCGACCUGGCAUCAUCUCAGCCCUCGUGCCUUUUUCGGGUGGCGUGGCAAUUGGGCCCCGAAAGACUGUACUGGCUGAACGAUUCCCGUCACAGAGACGGGACGUUAUCGUGAUGAUACUUACAACUAACAAUGUUCUGAUUCUACAUCGGCCGUCACGUGGUGUCACCAGCCGGAUCGCCCUACUUGCUGCAUUCAGCAAGACGAGUAAGCGAGACCAUACUACUACUGACGCCUCCCUUCCUACAAUUUCACGUUUUCAGUCGUCCACCCUCCCCCACCCAAAUUUGAAUACUUUCUCCACAGGUCCCAGCGCUAGAACUGACCGUUUUACUCGCCUUGCAUCACACUCAGCUGCAGCUCCUUUACGUUCUAGUUCAGUCACAACGCUAAGCACUUCGAAGUCUGUUUUCAAAACCCAAAAGCCUGUCUAA
Molecule: messenger RNA, 1062 nt
Organism: Opisthorchis viverrini
Lineage: Eukaryota; Metazoa; Platyhelminthes; Trematoda; Opisthorchiida; Opisthorchiidae
Exons: 7
Coding region: 1-1062 (353 amino acids)
Source: RefSeq, a predicted model, not a curated record